AUGAGAAGGAGGAUAUAUCAAAAAUGGCCAUUUUAUGUUUCUAAAUGUAAGAGUCAAAUUUCAUAUCUGUCGAUCACAAUACCAGUAUUCAAACGAUAUUUGGCAAGCAAUGAGUUUACAGACAUUGACAAAAAAUGGAGAGAUAAAUGGUCGAAAGAUAAAUGCAAUGACUUGAAACUUGAGAAUGAAAAUUCAAGGAAAGAAAACUUUUAUUCAUUGGUGAUGUUCCCAUAUCCUUCGGGUGUGCUACAUCUAGGUCACUUGAGGGUGUACACUAUUAGUGAUGUUGUUGCUAGAUACAAGCGAAUGAGAGGAUUUAAUGUAAUCCAUCCAAUGGGGUGGGAUGCAUUUGGUUUACCAGCUGAAAAUGCUGCAGUGGAGAGAAACAUCGAUCCAGCAAUAUGGACCGAAACUAAUGUUGCUAAAAUGAAAGAACAGAUGAAAUCAUUCCUAGUAGAUUUUGAUUGGGAUCGGGAAAUCAACACCAGUUCUCCUGAUUACUAUAAGUGGACUCAAAAGAUUUUCCUAUUGUUAUUUGAAAAGGGUUUGGCGUACCGAAAGAAUGCUGAGAUAAAUUGGGAUCCAGUCGACAAGACAGUAUUAGCUAAUGAGCAAGUGGAUUCAAGAGGCAGAUCAUGGAGAAGUGGAGCUGUAGUUGAGAAAAAACAACUUGAACAAUGGUUUAUUGGAAUUACUGCUUAUGCCAAUAGAUUAGUUGAAGAUCUAAAACGAUUAGAUGAAUGGCCUGAAAACGUUAAGACAAUGCAAAAAAAUUGGAUUGGUAAAUCACAAGGGUGUCUUAUAGAUUUUCCAAUAAGUUUGAAGGAUGAUAAAAUUCAAAUAUAUACUUCACGACCUGAAACUUUGUUUGGUGUCCAAUUUUUAGCUUUAAGUAUGAACCAUUCUAUUGUCUUGGAUCAAGCCAAAAUUGAUCCAGAUUUAAAAAAGUUUUUGCAUGACUCGAAAGAUCUUGAUUUUGAUUCAAGAGAGGGAUACAAGUUAAAGAAUAUAAAAGCAACAAUUCCGUUAAGUCCAAAGAACGAGAAACUUAUCAAUUUCAGUAUUCCAAUUUAUGUUGCUCCUUAUGUCUCAAAUGAUUAUGGUACUGGUGCUGUGAUGGGCUGUCCUGGCCAUGAUGUUAGAGAUUAUGAAUUUUGGAAACUUCACCAGCCAAACGAAUCCAUAGUUCAAGUGAUGGGUCCGAAAGCAAAACCUAUUGAUGUGCCUUAUACCUCGAAAAACGGCAUCAUGAGGGAUAUUUCAACUAUAAGUAAUGGUUUACAGAAUUUAGAGUCCUAUCGUGGUUUAAGUAGCGAAAAAGCUGCUCAGAUGGUAAUUCAAAAUGUUACUGAGCAUAAAUUAGGAGAAGCCAGCAUACAAUACAGACUCAAAGAUUGGCUCAUUAGUAGACAAAGAUAUUGGGGAGCUCCUAUUCCUAUUAUCCAUUGUAAGGAGUGUGGUCCCGUUGCAGUCCCUGAAGAAGACUUACCAGUUGUUUUACCAAAACUUCAAAGCAAAAAAUUUGGAAAGGGUAAUCCGUUAGGUACGAUUGAAGAAUUUGUUAAUUGUAAGUGUCCUUCUUGUGGUAAAGCAGCAAAAAGAGAAACAGAUACGAUGGAUACAUUCAUGGACUCGGCUUGGUAUUAUCUCCGUUAUUUAGAUUCCAAAAAUGAGAAAGAAAUAAUUUCAGCUUCUGCAGGUAAAAACAUGCCGGUGGAUCUUUACGUAGGAGGUGUUGAACAUGCCAUAUUGCAUCUAUUAUAUUCAAGAUUUGUAGCUAAAUUUUUGAGUGAUUGUGGAAUCUGGAAUAGUAAAUCUGGUGUUGAUGAACCCAUGAUAAAGUUGGUUACCCAAGGUAUGGUUCAUGGACGAACCUACUUGGAUCCAGAUACUAGCAAAUAUUUGAAACCGGAAGAAAUAGAUUUUGAUACCUCGGAAGGACCUAUUAUAAAAAAUUCAAGGAAACAACCAAUUGUAACGUUUGAAAAAAUGUCAAAAUCCAAAUUUAAUGGGGCUGAUCCAGGAAAAUGUAUUGAAAAAUACGGGGCCGAUGCGACAAGAGCACAGAUGUUGUUCCUGGCACCAGUGAACGACACCUUAUUGUGGAAUGAAGAACAAAUUCUGGGUGUAGAAAGAUGGCUCAAGAAGGCAAUCAAUUUAGGUAAAAUCAUCACAAAUAAAAGGCACGAUUCCACCAAAAGUACAAGCCCUAUUUUUAGUAAGAUAUCGAGGCUUAAAAACAUGAAUGGAACUUUCGACAAUCUUGAGCUCAACAAGGAAGAAUUUGUUCUAUAUAAUCAAAUACAAAUAUUUACUCAAAACAUAGCCAAAUCGAUUGACGUUGAUUUUUCACUCAAUACCAUUGUUUCAGAUUUUAUGAAAAUGACGAAUCUUAUAUCCGAUGCAAGCAAAACUAGUGAUUACCAGUAUCCACUAUUGAGAAACUCCUACGAAAAGCUAUUAUUAUGUAUGGCUCCAGUUACUCCGGCAAUAGCUGAAGAAUGUUGGGAAAGUUUACAAUUGUCUGAUUCAGUGAAAGAUCCAAUUUCAAUUUUCAAAUUUAGUUUUCCAAUGGACAAACCAAUCGAGACAUCAAUUCAAAACUUCAAAAUCUUUAUCAAUGGUAAGAGUAGAGGAACAAUCAUGGCGCAAAAGGACUUAAUCGAUCAAAAUGAUCAGACUUUGUUGAAUGCUCUUCGCCUGGAUUACACUGUUUCUAAAUUUUUACCAGAAACGAUCAAAAAAGUCAUCAAAAAACCUGGGGUUGUAAGUGUUAUUUCUUGA
Molecule: messenger RNA, 2784 nt
Organism: Lodderomyces pseudojiufengensis
Lineage: Eukaryota; Fungi; Ascomycota; Pichiomycetes; Serinales; Debaryomycetaceae
Gene: NAM2
Product: leucine--tRNA ligase
Exons: 1
Coding region: 1-2784 (927 amino acids)
Biological process (GO): leucyl-tRNA aminoacylation; mitochondrial translation
Cellular component (GO): mitochondrion
Molecular function (GO): ATP binding; aminoacyl-tRNA deacylase activity; leucine-tRNA ligase activity
Source: RefSeq, a predicted model, not a curated record